This is a messenger RNA of Acomys russatus (golden spiny mouse), 1686 nucleotides long. RefSeq names its product lin-52 DREAM MuvB core complex component (gene Lin52). NCBI's taxonomy places the organism in Eukaryota, Metazoa, Chordata, Mammalia, Rodentia, Muridae. Gene Ontology annotation, cellular component: DRM complex. Gene Ontology annotation, biological process: regulation of DNA-templated transcription. The record is from RefSeq and is a predicted model, not a curated record. Bases 13 to 333 code for a protein of 106 amino acids. The transcript is spliced from 6 exons.
AUGGGCUGAAAGAUGGCGUCUCCCACGGACGGGACGGAUUUGGAAGCAUCUUUGCUAAGUUUUGAGAAACUUGAUCGUGCCUCGCCAGAUCUUUGGCCGGAACAAUUACCAGGUGUUGCUGAAUUUGCAGCUUCUUUCAAAAGUCCCAUCACUAGCUCUCCACCCACGUGGAUGGCUGAGAUAGAACGCGACGACAUCGACAUGUUGAAAGAGCUGGGGAGCCUCACCACGGCUAAUCUGAUGGAGAAGGUACGAGGCCUGCAGAACCUGGCCUAUCAGCUGGGGCUGGAUGAGUGCAAAAACAAGCCAUCUGAAGGUAAGAAUUUGGUGUAACUUUGUACCUUUUAUGACAGAAUGUGCUAGAAUAUUGACUGGACUUAAUAGAUAAAAAUUCUUUGUGCAAUACACAUCUUUUGCUUAUAAGUGAUAGGACGUCAACUAAAACUCACUCAAUCUAAAGCAAGACUUCAUCAGUUCACUUUACUUUGUUAAAAAUCCAGGGGAACAAAUAGAUCUGUGAGUCUUAAUGAUGCUAUUGAGGUGUAUUCUUAUUUUCGCUGCUGUCUGUCUAGGCUCACUUUACACAUGCCACUAGUCUUAGAGUCUUGCUGUUGCCAGGUAGCAUUUUCUCAGCACUAGGGAUGGUGAGCAAGAAGAGAUGCAGUUAGUGAUUUUGAAUCUCAUGUCCUUCUGGGUGUGCCAAAAGAAAGUUGCUGGAAGAGACUUUUGUGUUUGAGCCAGUCCUUUGGUGGAAGCCGUGGAGGUUCACGUUAAACUGUACACUUUCCAUAUCUGUGUAUCUUUGGUGGUGGGUAGGAGCAAGUGUUUUUAAAUUCUUAAUUAAUAUUUAUUUCAUUGUGCACACAUUUGUGCAGCAGUCAGAGAACAACUUGGGAGCGCCGAUUCUCUCUCCAGCUUGUGAUUCCAGGGAGCUGAAGUCAGGCUAUUGGGAUCAGCAGUGUGUUCCCUUACCCACUGAGCCAUCUUUACUGCCAACUGUUUGUUUUUCUAAGAACAGGAGAUGUUGGGACUGGAGUUAGUUGUAGUGAAUAAUUCAGUCAUCCUAAUCACUGAGAUUUUUACUUUUUUAGUUGAGGUAAGAAAAUACUUUUAAGCUAGAAAUGGACAUGAUUACAUUGAUAUUAUAUUGGACUUCUUGGAUACCGUCUCUUUUGUUUUAGUGUGUAGUGUAUUUGCAUAAAAACAUGUUUUUUUGUUCUCUUAGAUUAUUCAUCUACUCUAGGGGUUGUCUUUCAUUUGACACCUUAAUCUGGUGUUUCGAUGUCUCAGUAUUCUUUCCUACAUUAAUUGAAAGGAUGACAUGUGUGAAAAAUAAGCAGUAGGAACUGAUAAAUCCCUGUGGACCAGUGAUACUGUUUUCAUGCAAAUAUCUGCCCUGGUAAAGAUGAUGAGAUGAAAAAAAUGCAAAAUAUAUUUAGCUUCAAACCAUGAUUGUCAUUUUGCAGUAUUGUUAAAUGACAGUAUAGGAAUAACAAGAACUCUACUGCUGACGCUACCUACAUUGCACCUUUUGGAAGGUGAGCCUUGCUUUACCCUUUGAUUUGGUACAUGCUUGUAUGUCAGAUAACCCUUUUGGUAUACAGAUUAUAAAACACAAAAACAUCCUUUUAUAGAUUUUUAAGGUACUUUUUCCAUUCUUGGGAGAUUUGUUAUGUUUGUUUUAGU